Molecule: messenger RNA, 6192 nt
Organism: Grammomys surdaster
Lineage: Eukaryota; Metazoa; Chordata; Mammalia; Rodentia; Muridae
Gene: Slc6a6
Product: solute carrier family 6 member 6
Exons: 16
Coding region: 329-2224 (631 amino acids)
Biological process (GO): sodium ion transmembrane transport; taurine transmembrane transport; neurotransmitter transport
Cellular component (GO): plasma membrane
Molecular function (GO): taurine:sodium symporter activity
Source: RefSeq, a predicted model, not a curated record
CAACAGACACGCGAGGUCAGGGAGAAGCCGCUUAUAAAUUACCGCUUCCUCCGCGCCGCCGCCAGCGUCGUGCUCCGGGACCUGGCUGCUGCCGAGCUCCCGUGCCCAGCCACCAACGCCGCGAUCGCCGCCAGUCCCGCCAGCCUCGCCAGCCCGGGGCCAUCCGCUGUGGGCUUAGCCACCCAGGUGCAGAGCCAGUGCCACAGCCUCUUCAGAGGAGCCUCUCAAGCCCAAGCAGUAGCUGGUGUUAGGCACCAUCUUGUAGCCCUGGAAGCCGCUGCCACCGCCACCCGCUGCACCAACGUCCGUCAGCCUGACAGAGUUAGAUAUGACUCCCGUGCACCCAGAAAACGAGGAGAUGGCCACCAAGGAGAAGCUGCAAUGUCUGAAAGACUUCCACAAAGACAUCCUGAAGCCUUCUCCAGGGAAGAGUCCAGGCACACGGCCUGAGGAUGAGGCUGACGGGAAGCCCCCUCAGAGGGAGAAGUGGUCCAGCAAGAUCGACUUUGUGCUGUCUGUGGCCGGAGGCUUUGUGGGUUUGGGCAACGUCUGGCGUUUCCCGUACCUCUGCUACAAAAAUGGUGGAGGUGCGUUCCUCAUACCGUAUUUUAUUUUCCUGUUUGGGAGUGGCCUGCCUGUGUUUUUCCUGGAGGUCAUCAUAGGCCAGUACACCUCAGAAGGGGGCAUCACCUGCUGGGAGAAGAUCUGCCCCUUGUUCUCUGGCAUUGGCUAUGCGUCCAUCGUCAUCGUGUCCCUCCUGAACGUGUACUACAUCGUCAUCCUGGCCUGGGCCACAUACUACCUAUUCCACUCUUUCCAGAAGGAUCUUCCUUGGGCCCACUGCAACCAUAGCUGGAACACACCACAGUGCAUGGAGGACACCCUGCGUAGGAACGAGACUCACUGGGUCUCCCUUAGCACCGUCAACUUCACCUCGCCUGUCAUCGAGUUCUGGGAGCGUAAUGUGCUGAGCCUGUCCUCCGGAAUUGACGACCCAGGCAGUCUGAAAUGGGACCUCGCGCUCUGCCUCCUCUUAGUCUGGCUUGUCUGUUUUUUCUGCAUCUGGAAGGGUGUUCGAUCCACAGGCAAGGUUGUUUACUUCACUGCUACUUUCCCGUUUGCCAUGCUUCUGGUGCUGCUGGUCCGUGGACUGACCCUGCCAGGUGCUGGUGAAGGCAUCAAAUUCUACCUGUAUCCUGACAUCAGCCGCCUUGAGGACCCACAGGUGUGGAUCGACGCUGGAACUCAGAUAUUCUUUUCCUACGCUAUCUGCCUGGGGGCCAUGACCUCACUGGGAAGCUACAACAAGUACAAGUAUAACUCGUACAGGGACUGUAUGCUGCUGGGAUGCCUGAACAGUGGUACCAGUUUUGUGUCUGGCUUCGCAAUUUUUUCCAUCCUGGGCUUCAUGGCACAAGAGCAAGGGGUGGACAUUGCUGAUGUGGCUGAGUCAGGUCCUGGCUUGGCCUUCAUUGCCUACCCAAAAGCUGUGACCAUGAUGCCGCUGCCCACCUUUUGGUCCAUUCUGUUUUUUAUUAUGCUCCUCUUGCUUGGACUGGACAGCCAGUUUGUUGAAGUCGAAGGACAGAUCACAUCCUUGGUUGAUCUUUACCCGUCCUUCCUAAGGAAGGGUUAUCGUCGGGAAAUCUUCAUCGCCAUUGUGUGUAGCAUCAGCUACCUGCUGGGGCUGACGAUGGUGACGGAGGGUGGCAUGUAUGUGUUUCAACUCUUUGACUACUAUGCAGCUAGUGGUGUAUGCCUUUUGUGGGUUGCAUUCUUUGAAUGUUUUGUUAUUGCCUGGAUAUAUGGCGGUGAUAACUUAUAUGACGGUAUUGAGGACAUGAUUGGCUAUCGGCCUGGGCCCUGGAUGAAGUACAGCUGGGCUGUCAUCACUCCAGCUCUCUGUGUUGGGUGUUUCAUCUUCUCUCUUGUCAAGUAUGUACCCCUGACCUACAACAAAGUCUACCGGUACCCUGAUUGGGCAAUUGGGCUGGGCUGGGGCCUGGCCCUUUCCUCCAUGAUAUGUAUCCCCUUGGUCAUUGUCAUCCUCCUCUGCCGGACGGAGGGACCGCUCCGUGUGAGAAUCAAAUAUCUGAUAACCCCCAGGGAGCCCAACCGAUGGGCUGUGGAGCGUGAAGGGGCCACACCCUUUCACUCCCGAGCAACCCUCAUGAACGGCGCACUCAUGAAACCCAGUCAUGUCAUUGUGGAGACCAUGAUGUGAAGUUUGGGCCAUGCGACAGGCGCCGCUUUCCUGCUGUUUACUAACGUUAGAUUCUCAUAGGACCAGGUUUACAGAGCUUUAUAUUUGUACUAGGAUUUUUUUUUUUAAUUGUCACAGAAAAUGUUACUCUAUGUGUGUGUGUAUGUGUAUCGUAUGUGUCUGUAUAUGUGUAUUUUGUUUUGUUUAGGGGAUAUUUUGUACAAAAUGAAAACCCAUGGGCCUAUGUCCUGGGGAGAGGAUGGACUUUCAUAUUGAUUUCGAUGUAUUUUAUGGGAACUUGGUAAAUUUUUCUUUGUAUUUUUUUAACAUAUAACUAUAUAUACUUAGAGUCUGUCAUACACUUUGCCACUUGAAUUGGUCUUGCCAGCAACGGAUCUCGUUUUUCAAAAGCAAUUCUUCGGUGCUUCUAUAGCUGGCAGAAAGUUCUGCCCAAUAACAAAUGAAAAAGAGAAAAAAAAUAAUACUAAAUGCUGGGUGGAAUUUUCCUAUGAUGGUGGAUAUAUCUUCAAGAAAGGUGUAGUCCCUUCUGAGCUGGUUCAGGAGGAAGAACACAGCUGAGGAGAGGGAGCCCCCACUAGCAACAGACCUGAGGGGCAGGAGAGAGCAGGGCCUCACUUUUUCUCAGCCAACAAGAAAGAUGCCAAAUAAUGACCCAGCCUCAGCUUGAAGGAUUGAUCUGAGGGCUGCUGAAGCAGUUGUACCAGGGCCAAAUGCCUGCCCUUUUAUUUUGAAGUAAUGGGGUGGGUAGUCAGUGGGACUGUCUGAACCACCGUGGGUAUUAGAGGCAGGAAUGGGAUGUCUGAAUGUCUGGUGAGAAGGGGGCUUGGGUCUGUGAGCCUCUGCAGGCAUAGGUAGAAACUGUGUCCUUUCUUGAGCACUCAGUAUGGUUGCCUGAAGCCAGUCCAGAGGAGCUUCUGGGGCUUCAGAAUGGGGUUCACACUCAGGUAUUCUGUCUGCUGUAUUCGAGUGGAGUCAUGGUGUAUCAAGAAGAAUGUAUUUUGGUGAGGGCCAGGGCAGGGGAGGCCAGUGGACCAAAUGACAUUAGUAGCUCAGGAGGGUGAGUGUACCCCAGACUGGUAAGUGUACCCCAGGAAGGCACUUUUCUUCUUUGCCUCUUGACAAACUCUUGUCAAAGAUACCACCCCAGAACCAUCCAGUUCCCAGCAAGGAAUGCUCUGAGUGGCUGUAGACCCUGGAUCUUACCGGAUCUGAGUUUAAGUACAGAGCCAACUUGGUAGUGACCUCAGAUAAUUUCCAAGCCACUGCACUGGCUGUUGGACAGGUAUUUGCCCACCAGGGAACUGCAGAGAGAAGACAAAGGAAAGUUUUGUAGGUUGAAGUUGUCUCCACAGAGAUGAGGUCAGUACUCCAGAGCUGCCCAAUGUCAGGCAGGGCUGUUUCCUUCUGAACCAGGAGAGGGCACUACACCUUCACCCCAGCCUCCACUGGGCCCAACUGUGCCAUCCUGAACUUCUUUGACAAAUGUACACAUUUUUCUGUCUCCAAAGCAAUGGACUCUGCCAAGUGACCCUCUAAUCCUCUUCCAGUGGCUGUUGACUCAGCCACCCAUGAUUGUACCGUGUUCCUGUUGUCCUGUGUAUUUCUGGUUGCUUUUGUGUGUUUUUUUGUUUUUGUUUCUGUUUUGAGUGUUGGAGUCCUCCUUCCCCGAUUUUACCGACUUGUAAUGUACCCUGGUUUUCUUUUGUUCUAUGGAACCUUAAAAGUAACCACUGUGGGUGAUUGGAAGACAGGUGAAGUGUAAGGGAGAGGGGGCUAGUCCAGCUGUGGCAAUGUCUGUGGUCAUGCCCGUCUACUCUACCCCCAACCCCCACCAGGCACACCCCUCCGGCGAGCCUUCAGUAUUUUGGGUUGGCAGACAAAUGGCACCAUUCUGGAAACGGCCUGAGAAAGGCCUUUUUAAUCAUUCCCAGAUCAAAUUCUAGACCAAAGACACAGCAGGCCAAGUCCCCAGGCCCUGCCUGGAUGGAAGGCCAGCCACCUCCCGAGCCCACUCCCCGACAGCAUCCCCUCACCUGUCUUCAAUACCCACCACUCUCACCCAGCCCCCUGGCCCUGAUAACUCUUGUUGUGAUGCUUGUGUUUUCAUGUCUGCAUGUAAGUAACAUUUUGAAGUCGAGCUCGUGACUCUGGUCCACCUGCCUCUUGGAGAGAGGGCUAAGCUGUUCACCAACCAGCCCUUGCCUGGAUCAGGCCAGAUCCUGUCCUGCCUGUCAGAUGUAGACAGGAAGCAAGGAACAUUGCCAGGUUUAGAUGAGGACCUUAGGUGGGCCCAGGAGAACUCUCCUGGGAGAUGUUAUUUGGUCCUAAGAGUUGUGUUACCUCCCAAGUGGAGGAUCCCUACUGGGCACUGUGGAUAGCCCCAGAGGCCCAAUCCAAGGCACUUGUGUAAACAGGAGAAUAGGCCUAGCAUGGGACUUACACUGUGAGCUAAGUGGAAUUGGACAUUUGAGUCAUUUGUAGCUCCAGGCUCUCCAAGACAUAGUAGAGGGAAGGUAGGACCAGGACAUUGUCUAAGUAAACUGUCAAGCCUUCCCUGUUAACCAAAGGCCAGAGCUGAUGAUGGCCCCUGCUCCAUAUUCAUGGAGCUGAGAGCAAUACCCACUCGUGCCCGUCCUCACUAUCCUGCUCACUCAGGCCCCGUGCCACCCUUCCUGCCUUCCUUUCUCCUCCAAAGCCUUUGGGAACUUGAAAUUGAUACACCCUCCCCUCAAAUUGUACCACAGGAAACUGAGGGCCAAAGACAUCCCUAGUGUGGAGAGCCUUAGCCAGGGUAUAUGGGCAGGCCUUAGACCUCCAUGUAGCCCAAGGCUAUGCAGGAAGUAGCCUGAGAGGGUUUCUUUUCCUUCUCUGCCUCUGGCCUCUAGUCCUCACCUCAGCUCCGUAACCCACCUUGGAAAGCCAUGCAGACCAUGGCAAAGCAUGAGGGGAAAGCCGCAUGUGCCCCCUCUGCACAGGAGGGGCUUUCUCUAUCAUAGGGUGUCACUACCAUGGCUGACAGCAUUCCAGCCCCGCCCCUCUGGACGAGGCAAUGCUCUAGCAAUCAGUCUAACAGGUGCCAGCCCAGUUCCUCUCUCCAAGAUGCAGACACAAGCCAGGAAGGCACCUAGAGAAGGCCCCUCACAGUCCCACUCGAACUUGAGACCCCUGUCCCUAUGGACACUGUAAAUACCUCUGUGUACACACCCCUCCUUCAUCAAGUCCCAAACCACACACACAACAAAACCCAGAGAUGGAGUGGGGCGUCCCAGAAGCCAGAGCAGUGCUCCCUCCUUCCCUCCUCCAUGCUGAUCUCCCAGGAGUCAGGCCUUCAUAGGAAACUGGCUGUCCAUGCUCUCUGGGAGGGAGGAGGAGUGGUGGUGUCAUUACAGGCAUGUUCUGGCAUGUUCCCUGAAGGACAGAGCAUUUUGUUAUAUAUUUGGCUUCAAAAUGAGAUGGUAGUUUCCAUUUUUUUUUUAACCAAUUAAUCUUUCCAAUCCCUAACAACUGUGACUGUAUUUAGCACAAGAGAAAAGCUGAGAACGUGGGUUUUGCCUCCUUCAGAAAUAUGUCUGGCUCAUCAGGACAUUUUUUAAAAACUUCAAAAUAUUUUUAAGAUAUUUUAAACUUUUGUAAAAAACAAAAAACAAAACAAAAAAACCAAAUGCGCACACACACAUACACACACACACACACACACACACACACACACACACACAACCUGAAACCAACCAAGAAGGGAAGGAGCGUUUGUGUUUGAAGGAUCCUUGGUGUGUGACCUGUCUUGCAGUAUACAAGCUCUGUGUAUGUUUAAUUACAACGACCCCGCAUUUUGCAGGGUUUGGGUUUUUUCCUCUUUUGCUUUUUAGAUGAAUAUGUAUAUUGAUAUUUUAAAUCCAUCUUUGCUUUUUUUAGAGGAGUUUAUAAUCACCUUGUAACACAACAAUAAACAUUUCCUUUUUAAAAUCCAA